Messenger RNA from Zalophus californianus (California sea lion), 5318 nucleotides. It is a transcript of the gene MORN1, whose product is annotated as MORN repeat containing 1. NCBI's taxonomy places the organism in Eukaryota, Metazoa, Chordata, Mammalia, Carnivora, Otariidae. The transcript has 9 exons. The coding region runs from base 3684 to 5141 and encodes 485 amino acids. Gene Ontology annotation, cellular component: cytosol. The record is from RefSeq and is a predicted model, not a curated record.
AAGCGAGGGAAGGGGAAGUGCCCCAGCUAACACGUUUCCUGUCUGGCUCCUGAGAUGCCCUGCCACCUGCAGUGUCACCUGAGGGAACGGGGUGACAUUUCUCGGUCCCUUGAGGAUGCCCUCAGGGCCAGUGAAGCGUUUUUGAUGAGAAAUGCCCGCCUCAAUCCCAUGGGAGAGGACGUUCUCCCCGCCUUGUUGCUGCUGGCCGUACCCCUUGGGUCUGACCGGGGUUGGGGGCGGUCAGGUGCUGCAAGCGGGAGGAAGACCAGGCAGAUCUGAAGACCUCAUCGGGACCCCAGAAUCCAUCAUCCAUCUUUCUUACUGGACACUGGCCACGUGCCUAGCUGGGAGCAGUCACAGCAGGAGCCAGAGAUGUGCGUCUCAGGAAGGGCGAGCCACAGUCGGUGGCCAGAGUGACAAGUAGCCCCAUCAGCCCUGCAGGCAGCUGGGGGGCCAAGAGCCUGGUCGUCUCUCUUGUGUCAUUCUGUGAGCUGAGGCCUAAAUGAUGACGAGCCGCCAUGGCCACCGAAGAGCAAGGGCAGGGUGCUACCGGCCGCAGGAGGAGCAAGGACACAGCCGGGCGGGAGGUCCGGGAGGGGCCCACGGAGACCCUGAGCCUCAGCGGGCUGGAGUGUGAUUGUAAGGGUCGCCAGAAGCACUGGAAGGAAGUGGUGGUCUGAUCUCUGUGAAAAGUCCCUCUGGUUCUUGUUCAGGGGGCGCUCUGCCAUCAGGAGAGGGGAGGGCACAGAAAACAGCCUUGGGGUGGUUUGGAGGUGAAGACACCGGCCUUGCUGGCAGGUUGGAUGUCGAGGCGGAGGCAAGAGGAGAAGUAAGGAUUGACUCCUGGGUUUGGGACCUGAGCACUGGAGGGUGGUGGCAGUGCCCGAAGCAGAAUCCCGUUGGGAGACAGGAACCGGGCCAGCACGUUACCGUGGAAAUGGGUAGCUGGGUAGCCAGUGCAGGGCUGUGAAGUGCUGCAAGGGGUAAAAGCAGAAACGGCAACAGCAAAUGCACCAGUGGCCCCGCAGAUGCCCAAAAGAUGGACCUGGGGCCCGCCUGCACAGCCAGGCUCCUUGGGGAGACUCGUGGUGUGCGGUGACUUCGCCACAGUGACUUCACCACAGUGGCUGCGAUGAGCCCACUGAAUCCAGGGCUGCGGGAGCCCAGGCCCAGCUGCACACGGCCGUUCACGCAGGGCCUGCUGCCAACGAGCCCCGCGUCAGGCGGCCAGGAGAGACGGCGAGAGGUCCAGCUCCAGCAGCACAGAGCCGGCCAGGAAGAGUGGCUUUGGGGCUGAGAGGUGGUAACUGAUGGCUGGCGGGGCGCUGGGGGGGGGGGGGGUGCAGCUGGCAUCGUGGCCUGGCCUGUGCGGCCCCCCACAGCGGCCUGGCCUGCUCAUCAGACAAGCUUGGCCUGGGUGAGACCGCACCCCGGCCUCAGGACAGGCAGCAAGGGCCAGUGUGCCCCGUGUGCAUCUGUGUCACUGCUGGCCUGCUGCUUCUCCAUGAGGGACCAUCCGUCCUUACAGGACCCGCCCGUAGGGCCCAGCACAGGCACCACCAACAACCUGGCCUUGGUUCUCCAGAGCUGCAGUGGGAGAGAGACGCAGAGGGCAGGUCUCCCUCUGCCCCCGCCCAUCCACGCCACACCCGGAGUCAUCCCCACAAACGUGCACAAGCACACCUCGAGGCCUGGGGUGGACACGGGCAGGUUCCCAGCGCAUGGCAGCAGAAUUGUUCACGCCACAAGCACCAGCCUCUGGCCUCAGCCCUUCUCCCCGCUUCGUGGGUGAGGCCACAGGCCCAGAGGAGGGGCAGGGAGUUCCGGCCUGGAGCCUGAGUGAGAUCCAGGGGCAGAUGGCAUGGCCUCCAACCCAGGUGGGUCCCCUCAUGGCUGGACAGGGCUGGUGGAGGGAGCAUCCGCUUCUUCGGGGCCCCCGGCACUGCCCUGUUCCUGGAGGCUUUUCUGGCCCUCGGCACCUCGGCCACUUGCCGGGCCUCAGUGCUGUGGCUGCCCUCUGGGCCCCCGCUCAGGCCUCCCCUGCAAGUCACGGCUCAGCCAGGAGGGGACGGGACUAGGGCAGUGGCCCUCCACACCCCAGGCUGACCCAGGCGCCCAUCGCCUGCCCAGCGCUCCACCAGGGGGCAGCCCAGCCCCGCCAGCAGUUCGGCGGGUCAGGCCUUACAAGGGACUUCUCCCGCUCCGGAGACAUUUUGCUCCAACUUGACCGCUGGAGCCUGAUUUCAGACUGAACCCUCUCCCCCGGCUGCAGCUCCCAAUGGCUAGGCUGCUUCCUCACCAAGUGAGGAGAACUUCUCCUGGAUGGUCACCCCUCAGUGUCACGGGCUGCGCCGUCCCAGCCUGCAGACCUCAGGACCCCCACACGUCCUCAAGGGAGGUGGCGUGUCCUCGACGUGGGGCGCCUCCCACAUGAGUGAACAUGGAAGCCUGGUCCUCCAGCUGCGUCUUCCCCAGGAUGCAGACUCAUGUCCGCCUGCAUUUCCGUUUGCUUGGCACCGUCCCAACCUUCUGGAGCCUCGUGCCCAAGGACCUUGGACAACUGGCCUGCUCUCUGCAGCUCAGCACUGCUGGGACCCCAUCCUCAGUUGUGCUUGUGGUGUCUGUGUGGGCAGCCCCCAGCCGCACAUGCUGGCAGGGACGCGAGCAGCCACCUCGCCCACCCCUCGGGUGCCGACGGGACGGCCGAGGGGCACCCAGGUCCUGGAGGGAGGGUGUGCACGGAGGUCCCUCACGGCAUUCCCCUGCCCUCCGGCCACCUUUUUAAACCAGCUUCCAGAUGGCCGUGCAGACAGGACGUGUGGAGAAGGGCCACACCCCAGGAGGGCAGUGGGGUCCGGCUGCAGCCACACGGUGACCUCGGACACGGCCCACGCGCUCGCCGCCACCAGCACGCCUUCCGGAGCUGCCAGGGAGACUCGGCCCGCGCUCUGUUGCCAGGCCUCGCUGAUGGGGAAGGCGCAGGCCUCUCCGUGUUGCAGGGACACCUCACGCCUGACCUCCGACCUCCGGUUCUCAAGAGUCACCCAGGAGACGGGGCGCCGUGGGACGGAGCUGGGCGCUACCCCAAGGCCAUCUCCCAUGAGGGCACAGCCGUUCCCUGGACUCUCACUGGGCAAACGGUCGGCCUUCUUUUAAAACACGUCCUUAUAUAUCGUAAAAUACGCCUAACGUAAGAUUCGUGGUUGUAACCGCUAAGUGUAUGGCUCGGGGCGGGAAGCACAUUCACACUGUGGGGCUCCCGUCCCCGCCGUCUGUCUCCAGAACCUUCCGUCUUCCCACACUGACACUCUGCCCCCAGGAAACACUAGCCCUCCCGCCCCUGGUGCCCACCCCGCCACUUUCUGUCCCCACGGAUCUAACUCCCGCAGGUACUGUGUGUCCGGGGAGUCCUACAAGACCUGUCCUUUGGGGACUGGCCCAUUUCACUGAGCACGAAGUCCUCGAGCUCCGUCCGUGCUCCUUCCUUUCUAAGGCUGGAUAAUAGUCCAUCGCGUGGAGGGCCCCCGUUCUGCACGUCCGUCCAUCCGCCGAUGGACCCCUGGGCUGCUUCCACCGCUUGGCUCCUGUGAGCGAUGCUGCCAUGAACGUGGCGGGGGGGGCACAGCUCUCUCAGCCCCCGCGUCCAGGUCCUCGGGGUGCACACCCAGAAGAGGAGCUUCUGGAUGCCGUGGUGGCUCCCACUUACUUCUGGGGAGCCCCACACGGCUCCCACAGCGGCUGCCGCAUGUCACUUUCCCAGCAGCUGCGCAUGGGUUCCGAUCCGUCCACACCCUCGCCUGCACUUGUCCUUUCCUCCUCCUGAAGACGGCCGUCCCCACGUGUUCUGGUGCCGUCCACAAUCCAGCGCCGGCCACUGCUGCCGUCAGGGGGAUGUGGCGUCCCUCCAUCCCUGCUGGGCUCUUCUGCCCGGCCUCACCCUCCUACCCGGCGUGUCCCUUGGCUGGACCACUGGCGCUGAUGGCUGCUGUCACCCGGGGAGUGCAGGCUCUGCCACGCGGCCGGGACAGGUGAACUGUCCUGUACCAGCAGGUGUGGCCACCUCCUGCUUUCUUCCCAGGAAGUGUCGGCCCCCACGCGAGGCCCCAGGCACCCUCGGACCCCCACCCUCUUCAACCCCAAGCUGCCCAGAAAGCUGCCUGGGCCCCCCUCACCACAGACCUACCAGCUUCUGGUUUUUAUUUAUUUUUAAGGGGCAGUGGCACAGUGACGUCUUCAGUGGCCUGGGCAACAUGACCCACUGCUCUGGGGCCAUCUACCACGGGAUGUGGAUCAAUGGCCACCCGGUGGCACAAGCCAAGAGGAUCGUGAUUUUGGGUCCGGAGGUGAUGGAUGUGGCUCAGGGGUCCUCCUUCACGUUGAACAUCCAGCUGCAGCAGAACAAUGGGGAAGUGGCCAGGAGCGAGGAUGGCCGGGUUUUGAAGAUCUCAGCCGGCAUCAGGUAUGUGCAGCUCCCGGCCUACUCAGAGGUCAGCUUCUUCAAAAUGGACAAGGACAAGCGAGAGCCACCCAUCCAGACCCCGUUUGGGUUUGACUGCAUCGCCUAUCCUCUGUGGAGUCCCAAGUCCGGGGGCCUGGAGCCCAGAGCUGCCCUGGAAAGUGCCAGAGAUCCGCCUCUCCUCACGGGGGACCCGGGGCCAGCGCUGCCAUCAGACACCUCUUGGGGCCAGAGGGACAUGCUCAGUGGCCUUCCUGGAGAGACCUCCUCCUCUUCCCGGGGUUGUGAGCCCCACUGCCCUGAGGACUGCCGGUGUGUCAAACAAGGUUGCGCCCGAUUCUCGGAUGUCCGCCUUGGGCCCCCACCGCCCGGGUACAGCCCCAUCCUCUUUCUCGACAGCCUCCGUGAGGAGGCGGGCUGUAGGCCCAGAGGCAGCCCGGGCCCCGGGAGGACGAUGCCCGCCAUGCAGGACCCGCCAGGAGGCAGCAGGCCUGACGGCGCAGCCACGACCGAGCCGGCGGCAGCAGCCUUCCCAGGGGAGUAUGUCAUCAUGAUCCGCGAUGUGACCGACCCUCCCUUCCUGGGCCACACGCUGCCCACCGCCUUCAAACACCUUCGGGUCUUGGGGAAGGGGACGGACCAGCAGCCCCACUUCCCUGGAGAAGGCCCCGAGUCUCCGAGCUAGGGGAGCCACCCCCACGCACCUGACAGCCACCAGUGUCCCCCUCGGGAGACCAUCCUCACUUCGAAUGGAAGAAGUCCCCUCUGCUCGGCGGGGCACCUUCCUGCACUUCUGCAGUGGGACUGAAUGGGGGCUGGAGGGCCACCUUCACGCAUCCCGUGGCUUCAAUAAAACGCUCAA